Messenger RNA from Peromyscus eremicus (cactus mouse), 965 nucleotides. RefSeq names its product PAT complex subunit Asterix-like. NCBI's taxonomy places the organism in Eukaryota, Metazoa, Chordata, Mammalia, Rodentia, Cricetidae. Gene Ontology annotation, biological process: protein insertion into ER membrane. The transcript has 4 exons. The record is from RefSeq and is a predicted model, not a curated record. Gene Ontology annotation, molecular function: protein folding chaperone. Gene Ontology annotation, cellular component: endoplasmic reticulum membrane. Bases 337 to 657 code for a protein of 106 amino acids.
CCUUGCUUCCAGGGUUUCAAAACCUUUGCUCGGGUGUAACCUUAUUAUUGUCCCCCAGGAUUUAUUUCCUGCUUGGCACUUCCGUGUUCAAAUUUUCAUCGCGUUAAUGACAGUGUUAGAAAUACUAAAGGUCCCUUUCAGUUUUUUCCACAUUGCCUACUUUCUAGGAGCUAUUCUGGCCUUUUCUUAUUCUCCAUUCUUUGGCUGAGAGCAGUCCUAGUCCCGGAAGCAAAAGCCCUAGACUGCUCGUGUUACUCUUAAAAGCCACCCUUCAUUCCCACAACGGAAGCUGCUGUUCUAGCAGUGAAAGAGGUCCGGCGUGGUCUUUGGUUCGUUAUGUCCACCAACAAUAUGUCCGACCCACGGAGACCCAACAAAGUGCUGAGGUAUAAGCCUCCGCCGAGCGAGUGCAACCCAGCUUUGGACGACCCGACUCCGGACUACAUGAAUCUUCUCGGCAUGAUCUUCAGCAUGUGCGGGCUCAUGCUUAAGCUGAAGUGGUGUGCUUGGGUUGCCGACUACUGUUCCUUUAUCAGCUUUGCCAAUUCCCGGAGCUCGGAGGACACUAAGCAGAUGAUGAGUAGCUUCAUGCUCUCAAUCUCUGCCGUGGUGAUGUCCUAUCUGCAGAAUCCUCAGCCCAUGACGCCCCCGUGGUGAUGUCUACUAGAAGGCUUGGAUCCUGGACUCCUGUCCACCUUCUCUCUGGCCUAGCCUUUGACUGCCUCCAACCUGCCCUUGGCUGCUGUCUGUAAACUCACCUGAGUGUUGUCUCUGGUCUCCCAGCUGAAUAGAGGGGAGGAUGGCCCUUUCUUUGGGGUCCUGCUUCUGCUUUGACAAAGGGGUAAACCCGCAGACUUCCCUUUUAUCUCCCUCCCCUGGCUACUGUUAUGAGAAACACUGUUCAUGUUUCUAAGUAUUCGCUUGUUUUCUUGUUGAAACCAGUUGAUAAAAAAUUUUCCACUCUG